AUUCCUGCUUGAUUCCUCUCUCCCAGGCCAUGACCUUCAACCAGGUGAUCCAGACAGGGCCUGAUGAGGAAGGAGGUGACGAUAAAGCAGUGACCGCCAUGGGCAUCCUUAACACCAUUGACACACUGCUGAGUGUAGUGGAGGACCAUAAAGAGAUUACCCAGCAGUUAGAGGGCAUCUGUCUGCAGGUGAUCGGCACAGUCCUCCAGCAGCACGUCCUGGAGUUCUACGAGGAGAUCCUGUCUCUGGCCCACAGUCUGACAUGUCAGCAGGUAUCCCCUCAGAUGUGGCAGCUGCUCCCUCUGGUCUAUGAGGUCUUCCAACAAGACGGAUUUGACUAUUUCACAGAUAUGAUGCCACUUCUCCAUAACUACAUCACAGUUGACACAGACACACUCCUGUCUGACACCAAAUACCUUGAAAUAAUCUACAGUAUGUGCAAAAAGAUUUUGUCAGGAGACCCAGGGGAGGACCCAGAAUGCCAUGCGGCCAAGCUGUUGGAAGUCAUCAUUCUACAGUGCAAAGGUCGUGGUAUUGACCAGGUGGUGCCCUUGUUUCUAACGACCGCUUUGGAGCGUUUGACGCGUGAAGUGAAGACCAGCGAGUUGAGGACCAUGUGUCUGCAGGUGGCCAUCGCUGCACUCUAUUACAGCCCUCCUCUGCUCCUCAACACACUGGAGAAUCUGCGCUUCCCCAACAACACUGAGCCCAUCACCAACCACUUCAUCUCCCAAUGGCUCAAAGACAUCGACUGCUUCCUCGGGCUCCACGAUCGAAAGAUGUGCGUGUUGGGACUGUGCGCUCUAAUGGAUCUUGAUCAGAGGCCACAGGCUGUCAAUCAGGUCGCAGGUCAGCUCCUCCCUGCAGCCAUUCUCCUGUUCAACGGCCUGAAGAGGGCCUAUGCCUGCAGGGCUGAACAUGAAAAUGACGAGGAUGAGGAUGGAGAGGAGGAAGAAGAGAAUGCCGAGUUAGGCAGUGAUGAAGACGACAUAGAUGAUGAAGGCCAGGAUUACCUUGAAAUGCUAGCUAAACAAGCAGGAGAGGAUGGUGACGAUGAAGACUGGGAGGAAGAUGACGCAGAGGAGACCGCUCUUGAGAGUUACACGACCUUAGUUGACGACGAGGACAACCUUGUUGAUGAAUACCAGAUCUUCAAAGCCAUAAUACAGAAUGUCCAGGCCCGUGACCCAGCAUGGUACCAGGCGCUCACACAGUGUCUCGAUGAGGAACAAAGAAAACAACUUCAGGAUAUUGCAACACUCGCAGAUCAGCGACAAGCAGCACAUGAAUCAAAGAUGAUUGAGAAGCAUGGAGGAUACAAGUUUGCAGAUCCGGUGGUGCCAUCCAAUUUCAACUUUGGUGGCAGCGCCCUUCCCCUUUCUAACUGUGACUGA
Messenger RNA from Sinocyclocheilus anshuiensis, 1394 nucleotides. Its product is annotated as importin-7-like. Gene Ontology annotation, cellular component: nuclear envelope; cytosol. The transcript has 10 exons. Lineage: Eukaryota; Metazoa; Chordata; Actinopteri; Cypriniformes; Cyprinidae. The record is from RefSeq and is a predicted model, not a curated record. The coding region runs from base 30 to 1394 and encodes 454 amino acids. Gene Ontology annotation, biological process: protein import into nucleus.